GACAAGGUGAGGAUUAUGCUCGGGUCAUGUAACAAGGUCGAGAGGAAACAGCCGUUCUGGGAGCUGAUCAUAGGGAGGAGGCCUGACGCAUGGGUAUGGAUGGGCGACAACGUCUAUGCAGACACGAAGAGGAGCUCUCCCAACCCAUCGGACCUGACCAGGUUGAGGAAGAUGUAUGAAGCACAGAAGGCACACCCGGGCUACAAGGAGCUCAGGGAGAAGAUCCCGAUCUAUGGCACUUGGGAUGAUCACGACUACGGCAUCAACGACGGCGACUACCGCUACACUCUCCGCGAAGAGAGCAAGCAAGCCUUCCUGGACUUUCUCGAUGUCUCCAAGUCCGAUGCUCGCAGGCAGCGCAACGGCGUCUAUGCUGCUCAUGAUGUUCGAGUGGGCGAUCGAGAGGUCAAGAUAGUCCUGCUAGACAACCGAUACAACAAGUCCCCCUACUGCUCUUGGCCCUUCCGCUCCCUCUGUCGAGGAGGCGAGGACUUCCUCGGGGAGGAGCAGUGGGAGUGGCUGGAGCAGACGCUGGCAGAGAGCAGGAGCGAUGCCAACAUCGUCGUCUCCGGCAUCCAAAUCCUCACAGAGCAUCGGUGGCACGGCGAGAACUGGGCGAGGUUCCCCAAAUCCCGGCAGAGACUACUGGACGUCCUGCUGUCCUCGGGAGCAAAGAACCUCAUCCUCUUCAGCGGGGACGUUCACUUCGCAGAAGUU
This is a messenger RNA of Guillardia theta CCMP2712, 717 nucleotides long. RefSeq lists its product as hypothetical. NCBI's taxonomy places the organism in Eukaryota, Cryptophyceae, Pyrenomonadales, Geminigeraceae. The record is from RefSeq and is a predicted model, not a curated record. The transcript has 2 exons. The annotation marks the transcript as partial.